Molecule: messenger RNA, 1017 nt
Organism: Myotis davidii
Lineage: Eukaryota; Metazoa; Chordata; Mammalia; Chiroptera; Vespertilionidae
Product: serine/threonine-protein kinase MARK2
Exons: 2
Coding region: 1-1017 (338 amino acids)
Biological process (GO): protein phosphorylation; intracellular signal transduction
Cellular component (GO): cytoplasm
Molecular function (GO): ATP binding; protein serine/threonine kinase activity
Source: RefSeq, a predicted model, not a curated record
AUGGAGCACGUGAGGGGAGGGGAUCUACGAGAGCACCUGCAGACCUAUGGCCGCAUGACAGAGCGAGAAGCGCGCGCCGCGUUCCGCCAGUUGGUGUCCGCGCUCCAUUACUGCCACCACAAGGGCAUUGCCCACCGGGACCUGAAACCCGCCAACAUAUUAUUUGACACAAACAACUUUAUAAAACUGGCUGACUUUGGUUUUGCUAAAGAAAUGAAGGGCCAAAAUCUGAGCACCUUCUGCGGCACCAUGUACUAUCUGGCCCCUGAGAUCUUCAAACAAGACUACGACGGCUGCAAAGCGGACGUAUGGAGCUUGGGGGUGACUUUGUACAAAAUGGUGAUGGGAAAGGUGCCAUUCCGGGGGAAGAACUUCGUGAGGCAGAGGGAGAAGAUCCUGGCGGGGAAGUUCAAAGUGCCGCACUUCCUAGGUAGGCAAGGCCAAAGUUUUUUAAACAAGUUACUGACUGUGGACCCCAACCAGAGGCCGACCAUGGAAGAGGUCAUGGAGGACCCCUGGCUCAACAUGGGCCAGGAGGAGGAGCCGCUGCGGCCCUACAUCGAGCCGCCCCAGGAGGACUUGGACCCCCACGUCACAGAAAUGAUGUUGGACCUGGGCUUCAAGAAGGAUAAGAUCAAGCAGUCAGUGAAGCAGAGGACAUUUAAUAAAGUUAUGGGGACAUACAGGAUCCUGAGAGUGACCCAGACCAAGAUGCCCGGACGCACCAUCCGGGAGAAGGCGAUCCAGAGGUCUCCCGACGAUGUCCAAGGGAAGGCGAUCCAGCGGUCCCCAGACGCUGUCCAAGGGAAGGCAAUCCAGAGGUCCGCCGACGCUGUUCAAGAGAAGGCGAUCCAGCGGUCCCCUGACGCUGUCUUAGAGAAGGUGAUCAGGAGGUCCCCUGACACUGUUCAAGAGAAGGAGAACCAGAAGAUGACCCAGCGGUCCCCUGAUGCUGUCCAAGAGAAGACGACCCAACAGUCCCCAAAGCUGUCCAAAGACAAACCAGUGGUCCUCUGA